AUGGAAAUUGAGGUUCUUCCUUUGACUGAGGCCGAUAUCCCCGGCGCUGUCGCAGUGAUUCAGCAAGCUUUUGCCGACGAUCCAUAUUUUAAAUGGGUAUUUGAUUCAUCUACUAUGGGGUAUAAAAAACGCAAUAUUCCAAGUCGCAAAAGAGAAGCCCUCUACCUCUUCCUCUCCAUCAACUUCCCCCCUCCAAUCAUUGGCGUCUCCUGCUGGCUUCCCCCCAAAACACCCACAGAUCCAGAGACCUGGUCUUCCUGGUUCUCAAACUGGAUAUUAUCAUUCAACCAACUUCUUAAUAACAUCCGCUACUUUGGACGCGGAGGCCUCCGCACAAAUAGGUAUUGGAUCUGGAAGACGCAGCAGGAGAAAGCGCAAGAGGAGAUCUGGGAUGAUCCGCGAGGCUACUACUUUUGUAAUAUUGUUGCUGUUGGAAAUGAUGUACAGGGGAAAGGGGUGGGGAGGGUUCUAUUUGAGGCUGUUACAAAGAUUGCGGAUUUGGAAGGGGUGAAGUGUUAUCUUGAGAGUUCGAAGGAUGAACCUAAUGUGAGGAUUUAUGAGAGGAUGGGGUUUCAGAUGACUAGGACUAUGGAGUGUCGGGAUGGAGAGGAUACUUGCAUGUUGUACUGCAUGACGCGCAAUCCGAAAACCUAG
Messenger RNA from Penicillium angulare, 654 nucleotides. Its product is annotated as GNAT family N-acetyltransferase. Lineage: Eukaryota; Fungi; Ascomycota; Eurotiomycetes; Eurotiales; Aspergillaceae. Gene Ontology annotation, molecular function: acyltransferase activity, transferring groups other than amino-acyl groups. The record is from RefSeq and is a predicted model, not a curated record. The transcript is spliced from 3 exons. The coding region runs from base 1 to 654 and encodes 217 amino acids.